Molecule: messenger RNA, 723 nt
Organism: Striga hermonthica
Lineage: Eukaryota; Viridiplantae; Streptophyta; Magnoliopsida; Lamiales; Orobanchaceae
Source: the annotation of a GenBank genome assembly
AUGUCUUCACCUUCCGAAUACUAUAAGUCUCUUCCACCUAUAACAAAGGCUUAUGGAACCACAUGCUUUCUGGUCACCGUUGCAUAUCAUCUUCGGCUGCUAAGUCCUUAUUAUAUAGCACAUAUACCUGCGCUAUCAAUCUGGCAUCUCCAGGUAUGGAGACUAGUCACCAACUUCUUCUUUAUUGGCCCUUUCUCCGUCAUUUUUGCUUUCCGGCUCUUAAUGAUAGCAAGAUAUGGAGUUCAAUUGGAGAAUGGACCUUUUGCAAGACGCACCUCUGAUUUCAUAUGGAUGAUGCUGUUUGGAGGCCUCUCGUUAUUGGUUUUGUCCUUCAUACCCUUCCUCUGGUCUGCCUUCUUAGGAGGAUCGCUCGUUUUCAUGCUUGUGUAUGUUUGGAGUAGGGAAUUCCCAAAUGCCACUGUCAGCUUUUAUGGCCUGGUUUCUUUCAGGGCCUUUUAUCUGCCAUGGACAAUGCUCUUCUUGGAUGUCAUAUUUGGUGAAUCCAUUGUGCCCGAUCUUUUGGGUAUUGUUGUUGGGCAUCUGUAUUACUUUCUUACGGUGUUGCAUCCGCUUGCUGGUGGGAAAAAUAUACUCAGGACGCCCAAGUUUAUUAAUAAACUAGUUGCAAGGUGGAAAAUAGGUGCACCGGAGUACAAUGCCCCCCCUCAGCCGGAGAGGACAAGUGGCGCAUUCAGAGGAAGAUCAUAUCGUCUCGGAGGGUGA